UAGCUGCGUCAGACUGUGUGUUUGUCCUGCAGUCUAUAAAUACGCGGCGGUUCAGUCUCCAGUCAGGAUCCGUCCGAGCUGUCAGCCUCCCGCACACCGCAGCUGAGUAUUUUGUUUAGAUCGUGUCUAAGAUGUCCAUCAUCCAGAUCCCGCCUCACCACUACAUCCAUGUGCUGGACCAGAACACCAACGUCACCCGCGUGGAGAUCGGACCACUCACCUACAUCCUCCAGGACAAUGAAAGAGUGCUCUUGUCUCCGAAGCGAAUGAUCACGGUGCCACCGCAUCACUACUGCGUGAUCGCCAACCCUGUGGCCCGCGAUGAUAACGGCCAGGUCCUCUUCGACCAAUCCGGUCAGGCCAUACGCCGCCAUGGCGACCUGGGGAUCCGUCUGUCCCAGGAUCCGUUCCCGCUGUACCCCGGAGAGGAGAUCCAGGAGGAUGUGACGCCGCUGCAGAUCGUGGAACUCGACACGGAGCUGGAGGACUUCAAGGCGGAGGAAAGACAGAAGAGAGUGGCUGAAGACGAGUGGCUGUUCGAAGGGCCGGGAACCCACACCCUGAGGAAGGAGGUGACUGUUCCAAAGACCAUCAAGGUUUGCAAGGGUGGAGGCAAGAAUGGCGCCGCCGUCAAAAUCGCAGGAACCACAAAGACCAUUAAGGUUCACAAGGGAGGAGUAGACCAAGGAACCGCACUCAGAAUCGCAGGAACAGUUGUUGGCGUGGUAGCAGGUGCAGUGGGAGCUGUUGUCACGGCCCCUCUUGUUCUGGGGGCCAUAGGUUUCACCUCAGCUGGAAUAGCAGGAGGCUCCAUCGCUGCAGGCAUGAUGUCCAGUGCUGCAAUUGCUAACGGAGGAGGAGUGGCAGCGGGAAGUCUGGUGGCUAUUUUGCAGUCAGCAGGUGUGGUCGGUCUGUCGGGAGCUGCCUCUGCAGCUGUGGGUGGCGCUGGAGCAGCAGUUGGAGGAGCAACUGGAGCAACAGUGGGAUGGAUGACUAAAGUCUUCGGAAAGGAAAAACAGAAAAGAAAAUGAUCAAUUAAAAUUGUUUAGACUCUCGACAAACAGCAGUUUAUUUACUAAACAGCAUUUUUUGUAUUAAAGUUUGGAUGUUUGUGCAAUAAAUUUUUUACAACCUGUGAAA
Molecule: messenger RNA, 1140 nt
Organism: Thunnus maccoyii (southern bluefin tuna)
Lineage: Eukaryota; Metazoa; Chordata; Actinopteri; Scombriformes; Scombridae
Product: major vault protein-like
Exons: 9
Coding region: 132-1031 (299 amino acids)
Cellular component (GO): nucleus; membrane; cytoplasm
Source: RefSeq, a predicted model, not a curated record